GGGGAAGCAGGUUUAGGACCGAUCCGUUGUCGGCAAGAUGGCUCGUACCAAGCAGACGGCCCGUAAAUCCACCGGAGGGAAGGCCCCCAGGAAGCAGCUGGCCACCAAGGCGGCGAGGAAGAGCGCGCCCUCUACCGGAGGGGUGAAGAAGCCUCACCGUUACAGGCCGGGUACCGUGGCUCUCCGUGAAAUCAGGCGUUACCAGAAGUCCACUGAGUUGCUGAUUCGCAAGCUUCCCUUCCAGCGUCUGGUUCGUGAAAUCGCUCAGGACUUCAAAACAGAUUUGCGCUUUCAGAGCGCUGCUAUUGGUGCUUUGCAGGAGGCCAGCGAAGCCUACCUGGUGGGACUGUUCGAGGACACCAACUUGUGUGCUAUCCACGCCAAACGCGUCACAAUUAUGCCAAAAGACAUCCAGCUAGCACGCCGCAUCCGCGGAGAGCGUGCUUAAAAUAAAAUAAAAAUAAUUCCUAUCUCAAGAUAAACAUUGUCAUCUUCAAACCCGAAAA
Nanorana parkeri is the source of this 506-nucleotide messenger RNA. Its product is annotated as histone H3.3. The record is from RefSeq and is a predicted model, not a curated record. NCBI's taxonomy places the organism in Eukaryota, Metazoa, Chordata, Amphibia, Anura, Dicroglossidae. The coding region runs from base 38 to 448 and encodes 136 amino acids. Gene Ontology annotation, cellular component: nucleosome. Gene Ontology annotation, molecular function: DNA binding; protein heterodimerization activity; structural constituent of chromatin. The transcript is spliced from 3 exons.